AUGGCCAAGGACAAAGAGCGCUCCGUCAACCCAGCCGCAGCACAGCGGAAACAAGACAAACAAAAAGAAUUGAAGAAAGGCAAAGCCGAAGCACAAGCGCGACGAAACGAAAAACUCGCUCGCCGCAACCCAGAACGCAUUCAGCGCCAGAUCAAUGACUUGAAAGCAGUGGAGGAAGGGGGCCAAAAGCUUCGGCCGCGCGAUAAGGAGAUUCUCGAAGCGCUCGAGAAGGAUCUCCGUGGCGUGUUGAAGGCGCGCGAAGCUCUUGGCGAAAAAGCUCCCCGUUUCAGCCAGAGAGGGUCCGGCCAGGAUCAGGGUCAAGGUCAGGGCAGGUGGGGUGGCGAGGGCGUGUUGGGGAAACGGCAACGAGGCUCAGAUGAAACACGGAUGCCUCGCGAUAGUGAAAGUAGCGACACAGACGAGGAUGUGCGACGCAUACCCAUGCCGCGCGAUACGCCACCGCCUAUUCCGCAGAACCGGAGGCAGGGACGGGGACAGGGACCGGCGGAGGGGCGUGGACCUCAUCCGCUACCAUCGCGGCCAACGCCUGUUGUGGAGGCUAAGACGGUUUACGAGGCGAAGCCUGAGAUUCGGGAUCUACGACAGGAGGCUACGAAUAAGUUCAUUCCGGCUGCGGUCAGGAUGAAACAGCAGUCGAUUAGGGGGCAAGGGAAAUUGCUGGAACCAGAGGAGAUGGACAGACUUGAAAAAGCUGGCUAUAAUGCUGGUCCGGAGGUCCGCGCUGGUGAACAGUCAUUAGAAGAGGAAGAGGAGCGAUUUAACAAGGAGCUCCGGUCUGUUCAGGUGGAAGAAGUUGAGGAUGAGCAGGCAUGGGCCUAG
Penicillium salamii is the source of this 840-nucleotide messenger RNA. Lineage: Eukaryota; Fungi; Ascomycota; Eurotiomycetes; Eurotiales; Aspergillaceae. The record is from the annotation of a GenBank genome assembly.